AUGAGGAACUGCUGUUUCGUAUUGGGCGUAGCUCUUGUAGCAUGUUAUUCUGUCCAAGGGUAAGUUGCCUUUUCUUGGUUAUAUUUUGUUAGUUCAGUAUAAUCAUUAGAUCUUUUAAGCACAGGGUGUGGUAAUUUGUUUUUAUUUCGCUGAAACGAAAUGUCAAACUCUAGAACAAAGUGUCAAAACUAAAAAAACACUUUUGGCUGCGAAUUUAGACGCGAGAAACGGGCCGGACCGGCUUGGGCAAUAUCUUUGAUCUUUUCGAGCCAUCGCGCCAGGUUUUUAAGCUCCGGAUUGACCCUUUCUUGGAUCAAGCUUGGUUUGAUCCAUUUCUCAAGUCUAGCAGCAUUUCGUAUAUGGUUGUGAGGUUUUUUGUUAGCUUUUAGGUAAUAAAAUGGAUUAAAUGAGUUUUUUCAAUAUAUUGAGGAUGGCGUUUGAUCCUAAAUUUGGAUCAAACGCCUUUGCUGAGUUUUAGCUAAUUUGCUUCUUUUUCAAACGGAGUUUUUAAAUGUUUUUGAGCAGCGUUACUCAUCCCAAUAUGAGGGUGGAUCUUUUCAGCAAAAUAUAUUUUCUGGGUUGUAUACUAGCUAAAUAGUAUUAUAUAUAAAUUAAGCUUUAACUAUUAUUUUUGCACAAAGAAGCCGCGAUUGAUAAAUAAAGUUUCUGACUGCUUUUAAUUAACAAUAGUUUAGGUAUUGUCUAUGGUAAUUAUUGUUUUAGAUUAUCUUCCGGAAAUGGCGGUAUAAAUGGUUCUUCUGAAACGAAAAGUUACGAGGCUCUCGCAGGACUUAACGGAUCGGCUCUUAUCCAGAGAAUCGCUCGGAAACCCAUCAACUUCCAAGAACACAACGAUCACUUCUGUUUUGAUCCACUUGGCCGGAGGGUAAGUUUUUAUGCUUAAAAUUACUCUUUUUGGUGCUACUGUAAAAUUUUUAGAAAAUUGAAGUUUUGUUUUUAGUAUUAUGCACCGGACUGCGUUGUAGUGUACCAGUACUGUCAAAAGAACUGGAGACGAUCGUACAGGUUGAACGAGUCGAUUGAAGAGUACGAGAAGUCUGUAGGUUGGUGUCACGAGGAAUACAAGACGGCUUAUGAUGAGUUCAACCAAGCCAACUAUACUGAACUAUGUAAUGUAAGUUUUACAAAGUAUUUUAGAAGGACAUGUUAGGGAUAUUUACUUGAUAUUAAGGAUGAAGUUAUUAAUUUUAAAGCUCGGCUGAUCUAUUAUGAAGGAUAAUAUUCUUCAUAGAACGUUUGGAGAGAGUGUGGCUUCAUAUUUCUAUUCCAGGGUGCCUCGUUUGUGUGCAACAUCACGGUAACGAACGUCUUUAACCUUGAUGAGACAAAACGUGCAGACCUUUUGUAUCUCUGUCGUACUUGUGGUUUUAAUUCGCCGUUCACAUCGUAUGCCAGCGACUAUUUUGGAUUGAUUUGUGUGAAUGCCAGUGUUUCAUAUCCAGUUGUGUUAGAUAAAACUUCAAAGUCUGAGUUUCUCACAAACAACACCUUUACCUUUACAUAUGCUGGAAAUGGCACUUUUGAGAAUGAAUUUGUGGUGGGUUACAGGGGGUUUAUGGGUUAUUUGGCUAGUAAUAAUUAAUAUAUUUACCUAUAUGAACCUAUAUUUAUUUAGUUUUACUUUGGUUACUUAUCAAGGCCACAUUCUUUCUUACUUUAAGCUUUUGUGUCGUAACUUGCAUUGUUUUAGUACUGCAAAGUCAGCUUUAAAAUCAAGUACGAUAUGGAUGAAUCAAAGGACAUAAAAUGGCACUUUGAAUACAAGUCUUCAACUAAACUUGUGGCUCAAGAAUGUCAAGGAGAUGAUUGCCAAGAAGAAAAGUAUUCGAGUUAUGCCAAGGGUUUUAAAGUUUACACGGUAUGUUUUAACAGUUGUUAUUAUAUAGAAGAGCUGGCGUUUUAUUUUUAAUUGCGGAUUACUGAAAAUGUAUUUUAAGUCUAAUAUCUCACAAAGGAUCAUAUUAGGAUAUGCAGUCAAAUAUAUACUAGUUUUUCGGUAUUGUGUACUAGUGUCAAAUAUGGACCAGUAAAAACCACUUUUGUAGUUAUACACCACAAGGUCAAGCAGGCACGUUCAGUCGAUGCGAGAACCCAUUCUUCCCUUCUUUUACUUCAUCAUCCAGAAGGUGAACAUACCGGUCAAUAUAACAGAGAAAGGCAACGGUGAUAAGUCAGACAUUGAAUUGAAUCCGUUUUAUUAUGAUGCGUUUUACCAUUGCAAGACAUUACCAACUACAACCUUAGUUUUCAACGCUCAUUCGACUUACUUGACUCCGACUGGUAGUAAGCAAAUUCAGGAUUUUGAAUUGUGUACACAAACCUACGACUUGGAGACUUUGAAAGUCAGAGAAAUUGGUGGGUUAUUUGCUUUUGGGCAUGGAAAAAGCUACAUUCUCUAGUGCCGAUCUCUAACAUAAUAUCUUAUUUUAGCGCCAGCAAUACCUGUCUUAUUGAGUGAACAACCAUCUGCAAAAUAUGCAGAUUUCGCAGCUGGUCGGUACGAGUUGAACAAAGGAAUAGAGAGUGUGAUAUUUUGUCAAGGUGAACAUUGUGGUGAUGUUUCGAAGUUUGAUGAUGUACGUUUAGUCUUGUUUAUUUUUACAUUUUCUACUAUAGUUUAUUGGGGUUGCAAGUUUACGGAUAUGACAAAGGUUCUCGGUUACAGACGGAGGAGAUGUCAUGAUUUGGAGCGGUUUUAAGUCGCUGAUUGACACUUAAUUUCAAUUUUUAAAAAAUUUAAAUUUAUACACACACUUUUACUGCAGUUGUACCCAUGUGACAGUUCAGUCGAUGGCAAAAUCGUAUAUAGCAGAACGGCGUACUGCGCAGCUUUGGUAAUUCCAUCGUCUCGGAACAUGACCGAUUUGGAUAGUGCAUUUAUAAUGACAGGCUCGAUUGAGACCUUCCUCAAGAACGACGAUGCCCGCUUCUGUACAGAAUCUAUAACUGGCAGCUACUGCAAGCGAAGCGCCGACGAAGCGUAUGUUCUUUGAUGACAAAACGGGUCUUAUUUGUUGUUGGAGUUUUAUUUUGUUUAGUGUAGGCAAUUAGGCUUUUUUUACUUUAUCUAUAGCUUAUUUACUUUGUUUUAGUGGCACUUUAUCGUGCAAGUGUUGUUGUGACGCAACGGCUUCAGAAAAAGGGGUAGCAUGCAACGAUUACAAGAAGGACGAGGCAACUAGGUCACUCAUGGAGCAGUGUUUGAAGACUUUGCCUGACGCAGAUGUUGCUGAUACGAUGCUUGGGCUAGAAGUAAGUAGCUAAGCACUUGUGGUAUGAUAUACUUUUAAUAAUGUAUUUUACGUGCUAUUAAGUACUGAACAGUGCUAAUCGUGUACUAUGGAGCAACGAUUGAAUUUCAGUUUGUCCGACCUGGUCUUCGGCCGUUCGCUCGAAGGAUGUCCAUACCCGAGGAACAAGUGUACGGACUGUACGAGUCGUUCCAGCCCAUUUACGAGUAUGCCUUUGUAAACGCAACUUCUGGAGUCUUGAAAGACGCGGGCUUGGUAUUCUACCAACCGGGUGUGAUUUACGAUGCGGGCAGCUACAAGGCCGUACUCACUUGUACCAAGUUUUGGCUCGCUGACACUUCUAGAUACUGUAGAUGCGUUAAUUACCACGUGAGCGGCGAAGGCGACUUCAACGCGGGAGAGUUUGCGUGUUGUUGUGGGUAUAGUAAGUUUAUCUUUUGGAUUUUUAAAAAAUUUAAAGGAAAAUUUAAUAUUAAAAAGUUAAAAAAAUAAGAUUUUGAAAUGACAGACUUUUUAUUCUUGACCUUUUUAAUUUAAUUUUUUUCAUUUUAUUAAAUUUUAAUUUUUUGAAUUCCAGAUGGCUCGGAAUCAAUUAUCAACCUGAUCGGAGUAGCCAAAUCUAGCAGUCGAUACCGCCCCAAUUACCUUGACUCGGUUGAUAAAUACGAAUUUGUCCUGAAAUACCGUGAAGGCUACGACUACUUCAGCAAGGUCAACAGUUCAAAUAUAAAUCCAUUUAGGGAACAAAACAGUGCCAAGGUCAGACUACGCUUACUCGGUUGA
This is a messenger RNA of Bursaphelenchus okinawaensis, 4055 nucleotides long. The record is from the annotation of a GenBank genome assembly. NCBI's taxonomy places the organism in Eukaryota, Metazoa, Nematoda, Chromadorea, Rhabditida, Aphelenchoididae.